Linum tenue is the source of this 2253-nucleotide messenger RNA. Lineage: Eukaryota; Viridiplantae; Streptophyta; Magnoliopsida; Malpighiales; Linaceae. The record is from the annotation of a GenBank genome assembly.
AUGAGGGCGAUUCACGAUCACCUCACCGGAGAUUCUUCGUCGAGGACGACGGCUCAGCUGGUACGGAGCCCCACCGCCGGCGAGUUUUUCUCAGAGCAGGGAUACAGUGUAGUGCUUCCUGAGAAACUGCAGACUGGCAAGUGGAAUGUCUUCAGAUCUGCAAGGUCCCCUUUGAAGCUUGUAUCAAGAUUCCCUAAUCACCCCGAAAUCGGCACAUUGCAUGAUAAUUUCGUGCACGCAGUGGAUACAUUUCAAGAUCACAAGUAUCUCGGGACACGAAUUCGAGACGAUGGAACUAUUGGAGAGUACAAAUGGAUGACAUAUGGAGAAGCAGGCACGACAAGAACAUCUAUAGGGUCCGGCCUAAUGUAUCAUGGAAUCAAGAAGGGUGCUCAUGUUGGAUUGUACUUCAUCAACAGACCGGAAUGGCUCAUCGUUGACCAUGCCUGCUCUGCAUACUCUUAUGUAUCAGUUCCCUUAUACGACACUCUCGGCCCGGAUGCUGUCAAGUACAUUGUAAGCCAUGCUGCUCUACAAGCCAUUUUCUGUGUGCCUGAAACACUGAAUUCUCUGCUGAGCUUUAUGUCCAAGACUCCAUCUGUUCGUGUCAUUGUGGUUGUUGGAUGGAUGGAUGAUCAAAUUUCGUCUCUUAUACCAUCAAGUACUGGAGUUCAAGUUGUAACUUACUCAAAACUGCUCACCCAGGGCCGCAACAAUCUUCACCAUUUUUGCCCUCCAAAACCUGAAGAUGUUGCUACAAUAUGCUAUACAAGUGGCACCACAGGGACACCGAAGGGGGUUGUACUGAGCCAUAAAAAUGUGAUUGCUAAUGUAGCUGCCUCCACGUUGACCACCAAGUUCUACCCAACAGAUGUCUACAUAUCAUAUCUACCUUUGGCGCACAUGUACGAGCGGGCAAGUCAGGUCAUAAUGGCGUAUUUCGGAGUAGCUGUUGGAUUCUACCAGGGGGAUACCUUGAAACUGAUGGACGAUCUGGCUGCGCUUAGACCUACCAUAUUCUGCAGCGUCCCUCGGUUGUAUAAUAGGAUAUAUGCUGGUAUUACCAACACCGUGAAGAAUUCUGGGGGACUAACGAAGAGGUUGUUCAAUGCUGCAUACAAGGCCAAAAAGCAGGCCUUACAGAACGGCAAGAACACAUCUCCGAUGUGGGACAGAUUGGUGUUCAACAAGAUUCGAGAGAAACUCGGGGGACGAGUUCGGUAUAUCGUCUCAGGAGCUUCACCAUUAUCUCCUGAUGUCAUGGAGUUCAUGAAGAUCUGCUUUGGUGGUGAGGUUCUUGAAGGAUAUGGGAUGACAGAAACUUCAAGCGCCAUUAGCGUCAUGGAGGUAGGUGACAAGGAAGUAGGUCACGUCGGCUCUGCUAAUCCAGCUUGUGAAUUGAAGCUCGAGGAUGUUCCACAAAUGAACUACACUUCUCAGGAUCGACCAUAUCCACGUGGCGAAAUCUGCGUCAGGGGUCCCACCAUAUUCCAAGGCUACUAUAAAGAUGAAACUCAGACUAGAGAAGUGAUCGACGGAGAAGGUUGGCUGCACACUGGAGACAUCGGAUUAUGGCUACCAGGAGGCCGCCUGAAGAUCAUCGAUAGGAAGAAGAACAUUUUCAAGCUAGCACAAGGCGAGUACAUUGCUCCCGAGAAGAUAGAGAAUGUGUAUGCCAAAUGCAGAUUCAUCGUUCAGUGCUUUGUCUAUGGCGAUAGCUUCUGCUCUUCUUUGGUUGCUGUUGUUGCGGUUGAUCAUGAUGUGUUGGCAGAUUGGGCUGCCUCUCAAGGAAUCAAGUACAACGACUUGGAGAGACUAUGCAAUGAUCCAAGAUCAAAAGCAACUAUUCUAGCAGACAUGGAUGCUAUUGGAAGAGAAGCUCAUUUGCGAGGAUUUGAGUUUGUGAAAGCUGUGACGUUGGUGGGGGAACCGUUUACACUGGAAAAUGGACUUCUCACCCCAACAUUUAAGAUAAAGAGAGCUCAAGCGAAGGCGUAUUUCCAGAGUGCGAUUACAGAAAUGUAUAAAGAGCUUGAUGUAUCUGAAACGCCUGCUAGAUCAGCAUUGUGACGCAAUACAGAAACCGAAACCAAGAUUAUUUAUAUGAGUAAUUCCCAUGUAUCGAAAUGUUAAGUGGCCGAGCCUUCAUUAAUUGAAACAAUAUGUAGAAGUGAAAUCAAUCGAUACAUUGCUUUGUCCUAGCUUCUCUGGCUCUUGCUUGAGAAUAAAUUAAAGUGUCCCUUGUUUUUAAUU